Molecule: messenger RNA, 291 nt
Organism: Sphaeroforma arctica JP610
Lineage: Eukaryota; Ichthyosporea; Ichthyophonida
Exons: 1
Coding region: 1-291 (96 amino acids)
Source: RefSeq, a predicted model, not a curated record
AUGGAAUGCGUUAAAGCUGAGAUGAGGGGUAAGGAAUAUAUCGGUAGUGAUAAGGAUAUAGAUAGAGCUACGGAUGUGCGAAUGCCGAACAUAGAAGGGAGUGCUGCCAAUCUAGACGAGGAUGGCGCAUGUAUGAGCGAACAUCACAAUAACAAGGGAGGCAACAAGAUCACAAGGACUGGCCUGGACGUGAACAAAGUGGAAGAUGAGAUAAAUCACUCAAAAGACACUGCCGACGACUCAGAAACUGAAAAUAGAUCUAUUAGAAUAGGUCUCCUUAUGCACUCGUAG